Messenger RNA from Prunus dulcis (almond), 1899 nucleotides. Its product is annotated as proline--tRNA ligase, cytoplasmic-like. The record is from RefSeq and is a predicted model, not a curated record. Bases 154 to 1689 code for a protein of 511 amino acids. The transcript has 13 exons. Gene Ontology annotation, biological process: prolyl-tRNA aminoacylation. Gene Ontology annotation, molecular function: ATP binding; proline-tRNA ligase activity. Gene Ontology annotation, cellular component: cytoplasm; aminoacyl-tRNA synthetase multienzyme complex. NCBI's taxonomy places the organism in Eukaryota, Viridiplantae, Streptophyta, Magnoliopsida, Rosales, Rosaceae.
AGCAUACUCUACUACGAAGUCCUCCAGUCUGCUGUCUUGUUUCUUUCUUUAUUCUCACAAGAGGAGGCUAAAGAGCGAGAAGAAGAGAGAAGCCAAAACUGCAAGCCGCAAACGCAACCAACCAGAUUCAAUUUUGGUUGAAAACAUCCAAACAUGGCCGAUGCCGGUGCUAAGAAGUCUAACACCAAUGCCAAGAGUGGAGGGAAAAAGAAGGAGGUGAAGAAAGAAACUGGCCUCGGUCUUUCAAAAAAGAAGGAUGAGAAUUUUGGAGAGUGGUAUUCUGAGGUUGUUGUUCAUAGUGAGAUGAUUGAAUACUAUGAUAUCUCCGGUUGUUAUAUUUUAAGGCCAUGGACGAUGUCAAUAUGGGAGACGAUGCAAGCAUUCUUUGAUGCAGAAAUAAAGAGAAUGAAGGUAAAAAAUACCUAUUUCCCUUUGUUUGUCUCCCCAGGUGUUCUGGAAAAAGAGAAGGAUCAUGUAGAGGGUUUUGCUCCAGAGGUUGCUUGGGUCACAAGGUCUGGAAAAUCUGAAUUGGAAGUGCCAAUAGCAAUACGUCCAACAAGUGAGACUGUUAUGUAUCCUUAUUUCUCUAAGUGGAUCAGAGGACACCGUGACUUACCUUUGAAGCUAAAUCAAUGGUGUAAUGUUGUUCGAUGGGAGUUCAGCAAUCCUACACCAUUUAUCAGGAGUCGGGAGUUUCUUUGGCAAGAAGGCCAUACAGCUUUCGCAACACAGGCGGAGGCAGAUGAAGAGGUUCUUGAGAUAUUGGAAUUAUACAGAAGGAUAUAUGAGGAAUAUUUGGCAAUUCCAGUUGUGAAGGGAAAGAAGAGUGAGCUUGAGAAAUUUGCUGGUGGCCUUUACACUACAAGUGUGGAGGCUUUUAUUCCAAAUACUGGCCGCGGUGUACAAGGUGCUACCUCGCAUUGUUUGGGUCAAAAUUUUGCUAAAAUGUUUGGGAUAGAGUUUGAAAAUGAAAAGGGUGGAAAGGCCAUGGUUUGGCAAAACUCUUGGGCAUAUAGCACUCGAACGAUUGGAGUGAUGGUGAUGGUUCAUGGAGAUGACAAAGGCUUGGUAUUGCCACCUAAAGUGGCAGCUACCCAGGUUAUUGUGGUUCCAGUGCCUUACAAGGAUACUAAUACAAAAGAAAUGUUUGAAGCUUGCUUGAGAACUGUGGAUACCUUGACCGAAGCAGGAUUUCGUGUUGAGGCAGAUUUAAGGGACAACUAUGGUCCAGGUUGGAAGUAUUCACAUUGGGAAAUGAAAGGUGUUCCUCUAAGGAUUGAAAUUGGACCAAGGGAUUUGGAAAAAAAACAAGUACGCCUGGCCCGCCGUGACAAUUCGGAUAAACUGGACAUUCCUGUGAGCAAUUUGGUUGAGCAAGUAAAAGAUAUCUUGGAUAGAAUUCAGGAAAAUCUGUUUGAUGUGGCAAAACAAAAGCGAGAUGCUUCUAUCAGGGUUGCAAAGACAUGGGAUGAAUUUAUGGAAGCUCUAAACCAAAAGAAAAUGAUCUUGGCCCCUUGGUGUGACGAAAUGGAAGUAGAGGAGGAUGUGAAAAAACGAACGAAGGGUGAAAUUGGAGCAGCCAAGUCACUCUGCACCCCAUUCGAGCAGCCUGAACUUCCCGAAGGGACACUUUGCUUUGCCUCCGGAAAGCCAGCAAAGAAGUGGACUUACUGGGGCAGGAGUUACUAGACAACAUUUCCAAAUCAUGCUAUUAAUUACCGCCCUUUAUUUUGCUGAUGUUUUUACAUUUCCUAUUUGGCUUAAGAGAGAAAUUUUGAAUUACUCAAAAAUUGUUUGCCAGGGCGUUACUUCUGUAGUUCACAUAUAAUACAAUACUUAUGAUAAAUUUAUAUUGUAGACAUGAUUGUUUAUUAAUAUCUUAAAUGAAUUUGGGUGGUA